Colias croceus (clouded yellow) is the source of this 1640-nucleotide messenger RNA. RefSeq names its product malate dehydrogenase, mitochondrial-like. Gene Ontology annotation, biological process: tricarboxylic acid cycle. The record is from RefSeq and is a predicted model, not a curated record. The transcript is spliced from 7 exons. Gene Ontology annotation, molecular function: L-malate dehydrogenase (NAD+) activity. Gene Ontology annotation, cellular component: cytoplasm; mitochondrion. NCBI's taxonomy places the organism in Eukaryota, Metazoa, Arthropoda, Insecta, Lepidoptera, Pieridae. Bases 72 to 1520 code for a protein of 482 amino acids.
ACAACAAUGUUUUAAACAAUUUUUAAGCAAAAAAAUAUUACAUCACAAUUAACCGACUGAAAAUUUUCCAAAUGUUUUCAUCAACCGUGAACUUUGCCACAAAAGGAAUAUGGUCCGGCGUAAUGUCCUCGAGAUUGUUGGUCAAUACUGUAUCCAUUUACAGGGGUUAUGCUAAAGAAAGAGAUGAUGGAUGUAGACGAGCGGAAGUCGAUAUACCAAAAGAUCCCGUCCCUUGCGAGAGAAGAAAAAAGAAGAAAGGAGGAAUCUUACAUAAGAUCAAGUUAAAAAUAAUCGAGGGUGGAACCAAUUUUGGCACGCCAUUUCGUGACAUUACAUGCAAAGAGAAAGUUUGCAAGGAGGUCGUUCCCCCUGAGCCUAAGGCCCUGCCCGCACCGAGCAGGCCGGUGCCUCCAAUGCCGGCGCCUCGGCCGAGCGUCCAAGUAUCGGUGCUUGGUGCGGACACGUCCUUAGGGCAGUAUGUUGCUUUGUUGCUGAAACAGUGCCCGUGUAUAAAGAAAUUGCGUUUAUACGAAGCGAACGAACCGAGUAUGGAUUGCAAUCGGAAUAUCUUCCAAGUGGCUGAAGACUUGAGGUAUAUAGACACAAACUGUAUGGUCGAGGCUUUCAGCUGCGCCUGCAACGAACUAGAGCGUUGUUUACAGAAUUCGGACAUAGUACUAAUGUUGGAGAACGCGAACGUUAGUCAAGAUCUACCAAUGGACACGAGGUUUUGCUACAACGCUCCCCUGGUGAAAAGGUAUACGGACGCCAUCGCACACGAAUGUCCAAAAGCCUUUAUCAUCGUGUGCGCCACGCCUAUAGACUGCAUGGUGCCCUUGGUUACAGCGACGCUUAAAGAAACAGGGUGGUAUGACCCAAGAAAGGUCAUGGGAUCAUUAGCGGUUCAAGAAAUGCGGGCCACAACCCUCGCUGCUCGUGCUCUUUCUCUAGAACCAUAUUAUAUAAGGGUGCCUUGCGUUGGCGGCACUGAAGGUCGUGCUUUGGUACCUUUGUUCUCAAAGGCGGUUGAAUAUUUCGAUUUUACUAAGCAAAAUGCACUAAUGAUGACGGAAACUGUACGUGAUGCUCCAGCCGCAGUUGCUAGAUGCGAUGGGGAAUGUCUAAAAGCUUCUGAGCUAAGUGAAGCUCAUGCUCUUGCCGGCCUAGUGACUAAAGUAGCCUGGGCAUUACUAAGUAAAGACGUGCCAAGGGUUACGGGUUUCGUAGAAACGGACGCUAGACAAGUCAUUUCGCCAGCCAGUUUCAUGUCAAUUGAUGUGCUAAUAAAUCAUGAAGGCAUCGUAGAGAAGUUUGAUUUACCAUGCAAUAUGAAUGAUAUAGAAAAAGAAUUAAUGGACGAUGCUCUUACCCACCUGACCAAAAAUGUAAAACAAGCUAUGAUGUGGUACGAAGAUACAGUGUGUGCAGAAAUAUCAAGCGGAAAAGUGGCUGCUAAAACGCACUUUAUGUAUAAAAAAACGUACUCCCAUGUAGAAGAUUGUUACCAUCAAAUAUUAUAACUCGAUCAAGUAAAGCCAAGGUUUCAGAAUUAAGAUUCCAGAAGAAGUUUUUAUUUCAUUUCAAGUUUCCGACUCAUCUUUUAAUUUUGCCAUAGUCGUUGUUGUUAAUGUGAUGUUUAA